Scatophagus argus is the source of this 1531-nucleotide messenger RNA. It is a transcript of the gene pnpla4, whose product is annotated as patatin-like phospholipase domain containing 4. Lineage: Eukaryota; Metazoa; Chordata; Actinopteri; Scatophagidae. Gene Ontology annotation, biological process: lipid homeostasis; triglyceride catabolic process. The transcript is spliced from 7 exons. Gene Ontology annotation, cellular component: membrane; lipid droplet; cytoplasm. The record is from RefSeq and is a predicted model, not a curated record. Bases 469 to 1242 code for a protein of 257 amino acids. Gene Ontology annotation, molecular function: triacylglycerol lipase activity; retinyl-palmitate esterase activity.
UACAUUUUACUGUCGCCGUUUCACUCCAUUGCUCAGUGUGUGGUGAUGCAAUGAUAGCCAGGAGCGUGGACUCGUGAACUGAGGGUCCAUAUUUACUUUUUAUCGGCGACUUGUUUUAAGUUAUCUCUGUAAUAAAACCGUUCAAAAUGAGCUGACGCUAACGGUGGUUCUUCAGGCUGAGACUGUAAACGGUAUUUACUCUUCCCCUCCGGUUGCCUAAAGGUUAUCCGUAACGUUCGCUACAUUUCGACGUCGACGAAAAGACUCCAUUCAGAAUAGUUCGAAAGAAGAAGAAACCAUAUUGAAGUCGUUAUCAGCACUGCGUGUAGGCUUUUUGAUUACCCAAAGUAACCGGAACUGAUUUCAGUACUUGCAGACUGUGUACUUUAUGUAAAUAUACUUCCAAGUGGACAUGCUCAGACUUACCUCAUACAGAAACACAUCGCGGUAUAGUCGGAGGUGUCGAGGAUGAAAAUCCUGAAUUUGUCCUUUGCUGCAUCUGGUUUCUUGGGGAUCUACCACCUGGGUGUUGUGGAGGCUUUUUUGCGCCAUGGGGAUAAGCUUCUGGGCUCCCUCAGGGCCUGUGCUGGGGCCUCAGCUGGGGCCCUGGUGGCUGCUGUAAUGAUAACUGCACCUGACAAGUUAGAGCACUGUAAACAGUUCACGUACGGGUUUGCCGACAGUGUGAGACAACAACAGUUUGGUGCAGUCACGCCAGGAUACAACUUCAUGCUAACGUUACGGGAAGGGAUAGAAGAGAUUCUCCCCAACGAGGCUCACAGUCUGGCCAAUGACCGCCUGCACAUCUCAAUGACACACUUCAAAAGUGGCAAGAACUACAUUGUAUCUAGGUUCACCACCAGGGAGGAGCUCGUAAAGGCUCUACUAGCCAGCAGCUAUGUACCCAUCUAUGCUGGACUGAAACCAGUGGAAUUCAGAGGACAGAAAUGGAUUGAUGGAGGGUUUACUGACAGCCUGCCAAUUCUGCCUGUGGGACGAACCAUCACUGUAUCUCCCUUUGCUGGAGUGCAAGAUGUAUGUCCUGUCCACAGGGGGAACUUCAAAACUCAACUCAGACUGGCCAACAUGAACGUAAUGCUGUCAAUGGAGAACAUCAAACGUCUGAACCAGUCUCUGUUCCCUCCCUCCACCAGCAACAUGCAGUCUUUAUGUGAAGAAGGUUUCAGUGAUACUGUGAGGUUCCUAAAGAGAGAGGCCUGGAUGAGCUUGACAGUCAGCUAACCUCAUGGAAAGAACCUGAACAUGCACUGAAGUACCAUUUACAUGAAUGUGAAAAGGAAUUUUAUGGAUUAUACUGUGUAUAAUUUUGGUUUGAUUUUAGUUUUUUAAAAUUUCAAGACCGGAUCAGUGAACACUUUCUGUGUGCACAUAUGCUCUGCUUAUAUUUAUCGCAUGUUCUCUGGAGACAUACAUCUUGUUGCUUCACAUUGUUGUUCAUUUUUUGGUGUAAAAUGAGUGAUAAAAUUACGAAUACAAAUAUGAAAAUAAACUAACAAAUUAGUAAUAUUCA